Molecule: messenger RNA, 852 nt
Organism: Acanthosepion pharaonis
Lineage: Eukaryota; Metazoa; Mollusca; Cephalopoda; Sepiida; Sepiidae
Source: the annotation of a GenBank genome assembly
AUGUGUAUUUUUUCUUUCUUUCUUUUUUUUUUUUUUUUUUACUCGCUUUUUGACUUUUUAUCUUUUCUUUAUUUUCUUUUUUCUUUCUUUUUGUUCUUUGCUCAUAUCUGUUAUUUUCUUCCUGAUCGCGGGUCUGACCGUUCAAACCCUCGCUCAGUUGAUAUCUACAUCAUGCUAGCAACUUACAGAUAUGUACAUAUACGUUUUGUAGUAUGCGUGGGUUAUAUCUAUCUAUCUAUCUAUCUAUCUAUCUAUCUAUCUAUCUAUCUAUCUAUCUAUCUAUCUAUCUACAUUUUUCUUUUUCCUUACUUUUUCUUCAUCUGUGGUUUUCUUUUUUCUUUUUCUUUUUUUUUAAUUGUCACCUUUCUUUCUUUCUUUAGACACCAGGGUGAGUGUGUUAGUAAUUUCCCCACCCGGUACGCUGAGACUAACAAAACUCCGUUUGUAACUCACUCUUCUUACUCUCUCUUUGUUUGUUUCUAUCUAUCUAUCUAUCUAUCUAUCUAUCUAUCUAUCUAUCUAUCUAUCUCUACCUUUUUCUCUCUGUUUUUAAAAGAGUCCAGACAUAUUGCUUCCUCCCUCCACCGUAUUUUCCAACGUUAUAUUACCCUCUUCUCUUUUCUUCUUCACCUGACUAUCUCUCUCUCUUUCUCCCUCACCUUCCUUUGCUUUCCUUUACUGAAUUUGUUCGUAAGUUGCUUGCUUUUUCUCUUCUUUUUUUAUUUGGUUACAGUCUACACUCUCUUUUUCCCCCGUGAUUUAAUUUUUUUCUCUCUUUCUCUCACAUCUUUCUUUUUCUCCCUCUCCUUCCACCCGCUUCUAAUACCCUUUGAUUCUUUCCCCUUCUCUUAA